Molecule: messenger RNA, 2958 nt
Organism: Dendronephthya gigantea
Lineage: Eukaryota; Metazoa; Cnidaria; Anthozoa; Malacalcyonacea; Nephtheidae
Exons: 2
Coding region: 1-2958 (985 amino acids)
Biological process (GO): DNA replication
Molecular function (GO): DNA binding; nucleotide binding; DNA-directed DNA polymerase activity
Source: RefSeq, a predicted model, not a curated record
AUGCCUGCGUUUUUUGCCAGAAAAAGGUUUUGUCACACAUGUAAGAAAGGAUACGAUAAGUUACAAGAUCAUUUAUGCGGGGAUACUUGUAAAUUGUGCUAUUCUCAAAAUUGUCCGAUUGUUUCAUGGGUUCGGUGUAACGAUUGUAAUCGUUAUUUCAAAAGUCUGGAAUGUCUUCAUAAACAUAAACAAAGUAUAGGGAAUGCAAAAACCAUUUGCGAUUCAUUGGUUAAGUGUUGUAGCUGUCAGGCGGUAAUUAAACGAAGCAAAAUAAGACCCGAACUGCAUAACUGCGGACUUGUUCGUUGUGUCGUGUGCCAAAAAUACGUGGACGGUGAGAACCAUUUGUGCUACAUGCAAGCCGACAGGGCAAAAACCUCUCGAACGGUGGAUUCUGAGUCUGGCGAACAUUUAGACAAUGAGGCCCACGAAGAUAACGAACCCAGCGAAGAUAACCAACCCAGCGAAAAUGAUAGUGCUUACAAUCAACUGCUAUUUUUCGAUUUUGAGUGUACCCAAGAAAGUGGCACGCAUGCUCCAAAUCUUUGCGUAGUACAUGAUGAAUUAGGUAAUGAAAACAUCUUUCGGGGAGAACGUACAAAAGAAGAUUUUUGCGAAUGGUUAUUUCGGAAGGAGAACGCUGGCAGUAUUGUGAUAGCUCAUAACUUUCAAGGCUAUGACGGCUAUUUUGUAUUGAAAUACUUACAUAAACAAGGAAUUGUUCCUAGUGUUAUUUUACGUGGAGCCAAACUUCUUACAAUUAACGUGCCAAUGUUUAAUAUUAAGUUUAUUGACUCCUUAUGUUUUAUUCCGAUGAAACUUGCUAACUUUCCAAAAACGUUCGGAAUGACUGAACUUGCAAAGGGUUAUUUUCCUCAUCUUUUCAACACUGCCGAGAAUCAAACGUAUGUUGGGCCUAUACCACCAAGUGCAUUUUAUUAUCCUGAUGGCAUGACUCCGAGUGAGAAAGAAAAGUUUUUAAGUUGGCACGGUAAUCUACAAGAAAACAAUUAUGUUUUUAACUUCCAAGACGAAAUUUUAAAAUAUUGUCGUUCAGACGUUGACAUUUUGCGACGUUGUUGCAUGGAUUUUCGAGAGAUGUUUCGUGAUGUAACCGGUAUCGAUCCUUUCGAAAAGUGUUUGACUAUUGCUUCUGCCUGUAAUUUGGUUUUUAGAAGAAAAUUUCUUCGCGAGGACACGAUUGCUAUUAUACCCCCAAACGGUUACAGACCACGAGACAAGCAUUCCAUUCUUGCGCUUAAGUGGCUAUCGUACACGGCUGAACAAGAAAAUAUAGUUAUACAACAUGCUCGAAAUGCAGGAGAGAAACGAAUUGGAACAUAUAGACUAGAUGGUUUUGAUGAAGAUUCCAACACUGCUUAUGAAGUGCAAGGUUGUUUCUGGCACGGCUGCACAAAAUGCUAUUCACGCGAAACGGUAAACUCCGUUAACGGUAGAACAAUGCACGAAUUGCAUCAAGCCACUUCAGAGAAAAUAACCUAUCUAAAAUCGCAAGGAUUGAAUGUUGUUGAAGUUUGGGAGUGCGAAAUUAAUCGACAGCUUGAAAGCAACCCCGAGAUGAAAGUGUACUUUAAUAAUUAUGAUGUUGUUGACCCACUUGAACCCCGAGAGGCUUUUUACGGAGGACGUACCAACGCUGCCAAAUUAUUUCACGAAUGUCAAGGCGCAGAAAAAAUAAACUAUAUAGACUUCACUAGUCUCUAUCCAUUUUGCAAUAAAAAUACUCCUGCAGUCGUAGGACAUCCCAAAAUUAUAACCGAAAACUUUCAAGACGUCUCUUCAUACUUUGGGUUAAUUAAAUGCAGUGUCCUUCCACCGCGUGGGUUGUUUCAUCCCGUUCUGCCUUAUCGUACUCAGGGGAAGCUCAUGUUUCCUCUAUGCAAAGCUUGUGCAGAUACCUGUAAUCAGGGCAAUUGCAAUCACAGCGAUGCAGAAAGAUCAAUUCAAGGAACGUGGGUUAGCGUUGAGCUGCAGAAAGCAAUCGAAAAGGGUUAUCGUGUUUUACGAGUACACGAAGUUUGGCACUUUGAAAAUCAGUCAAGUGAAUUAUUUAAAGAUUAUGUGGACACUUUCCUCAAGAUUAAACAGGAGUCCAGUGGAUACCCUUCGGAAUGUCAAACAGAAGAGGAGAAGCAACGAUAUAUUCAACAGUAUUUUGAACAUGAGGGAAUUCAUUUGGACCCGAGCAAGAUUGAACGCAAUCCCGGUUUACGUGCAUUGGCUAAACUUAUGUUAAAUUCGUUCUGGGGUAAAUUUGCGCAACGACCAAACAUGACGAAAGUGGAGCUUAUAUCCGACCCAAAGGUUUAUUUCGAUUACUUAUCAUCAGAUGGCAUUAACGUUUUGGAUGUAAAUUUAGUAAGCGAUAACGUCGUGGAGUUACACUAUGAGCUUGAUGAGAACUUGGUUGAGCCCAGUGCAAAGACAAAUGUUGUAAUUGCUGCGUUUACCACCGCCUAUGCACGACUGAAACUCUACGGCGUGUUGGAUAUGUUACAAGAACGUGUGUUAUACUAUGAUACAGAUUCUGUUAUUUAUUUAUCAAAACCCGGUGAAACGGAACAACCCACAGGGAAUUACUUCGAUGAUUUGACAAACGAAAUUGAACACGGUGAUCACAUAACGACCUUUAUCUCAGGGGGGCCAAAGAACUAUUGCUACAAAACGUUCAACGGAAAGAUUGAGACGAAAGUGCGUGGUAUUACCUUGAAUUGUACCGCAUUGAAAAAGGUUAAUUUUAAUGUUAUUCGUUCCCUGGUUUACCUUGGAGCAGAGUGUAAUAUCAAAGGACGUGUCUCUGUAGAUAUUCCUUUCAAAAUUAUUAGAGAUAAACACUCUAAGGACAUCGUUACAAAGAGACAAAAGAAAGAUUAUCAAAUUGUGUAUAAUAAACGAGUACUUAUCAAUGGAUAUAACACAGUACCUUAUGGCUUUUGA